Messenger RNA from Gasterosteus aculeatus aculeatus (three-spined stickleback), 2639 nucleotides. RefSeq names its product solute carrier family 16 member 12b (gene slc16a12b). NCBI's taxonomy places the organism in Eukaryota, Metazoa, Chordata, Actinopteri, Perciformes, Gasterosteidae. The record is from RefSeq and is a predicted model, not a curated record. Gene Ontology annotation, biological process: creatine transmembrane transport. Gene Ontology annotation, molecular function: transmembrane transporter activity.
UCAGGACCAGGACCACAGAACAGCUGCUGCAAUGGCUGAUGGGAAGCGGCGGAGCGGCGUGGCGUUGACCCACGAUGGAGUGUGGGGCUGGGUGAUUGUAGGGUGCUGCUUCAUGGUGACGGUCUGCACACGAGCAGUGACGAGGUGCAUCUCCAUCUUCUUUGUGGAGUUUCAGGCUCAUUUUGGCGCUGACUACUCGUCUACUGCGUGGAUCCACAGCCUGGUGGACUGCACCACCAUGCUCUGCGCUCCUCUUGGCAGCCUGGUGGGGAACCGGUGGUCGUGCCGGGUCGCCGUGAUGCUCGGUGGACUCCUGUCCUCCUGUGGACUUCUCCUCAGCUCCUUCGCCAGCAGCUUGGAGCUCCUCUACCUCACCAUGGGGGUCCUGACAGGUCUGGGCUUCGCCCUGUGUUACACCCCGGCCAUCGCCAUGGUGGGCUGUUACUUCCACCACCGGAGGGCGCUGGCGUACGGGGUCGCCAUGUCGGGCAGCGGGAUCGGGACCUUCGUUCUGGCGCCGGUGGUGCAGCUGCUCAUCGAGAAGUACUCGUGGAGAGGAGCACUGCUCGUCCUCAGCGCCUUCGUGGCGAACCUGUGCGUCUGUGGAGCGCUGCUCCGACCAGUCAGACUGCAGGAGGCCGGGGAGAAGGAGCCCGAGGGGGAGGAGCCAGAGUCAGGGAAGGAGACAAUCGGCCACGUCUCCUUAAAGGACGCAGAGGUCGCGAUCAGACUCCCCAAAGAAUCAGACGGCUGCCUUAAGCCGCCGCUGCCCCUGAUGUCAGGAAGCCCCGCCCCCAAACCAGAGAGGAGGUGGUGCAUCCUGUCUGUCAAGGAGUACCGUUUCCUGCUGCUGCCGGACUUCCUGGGCCUGGCCGUGUCCUUCCUGUUCCUGGCCAGCGGCUGCAGUCUCCCCUUUGUCUACCUGGUGCCGUACGCUGUGAGUGCCGGGGUCCGCCACCACCAGGCCACCUUCCUCAUGUCCAUCUUGGGGGUCCUGGACAUCGUGGGGAACAUCACCUUCGGCUGGUUGACGGACCGCAGCUGCCUGAAGCCCUACCGGCUGGCCUGCUACGUCCUGGCGGUGGCGAUGGAGGGGCUCUGCUGUCUCUUCACGCCGUUGCUGCGCUCCUUCUCGCUCCUCGUGCCCUUCGCCGUCCUCUACGGUUACUUCGACGGCGCCUACGUGGCGCUGAUCCCCGUGGUGACGUCGGAUGUGGUGGGGGCUCCCUACCUGUCCUCGGCGCUGGGCGUGGUCUACUUCCUCCACGCCAUCCCCUACCUCAUCAGCCCGCCCAUCGGAGGUUGGCUUGUCGACGUCACAGGAAGCUACACGGCCAUGUUCUUCCUCAGUGGUGCUUCGCUGCUUUCCAGCGCCGUCCUCCUCAGCGCCAUCACCGGCAUCCGCCGCUGCCGGCUCCGACCGCAUGGCCCCACCGCCAAGUGCUAUCCCCGCCCCCUGCAUCUGUCCGACCAAUCGGAUCGCCUCAGCUGGAGGCUGACCGUCGAGCCACAGACGAAUCACUCGGAUUCGUUGGGGGCGGAGACCGGUACGAGGGCCGCGAUUGGCCAGCUGCCUGAACUCAUUCAGAGUCCGCCGUGGACCGGAAGUAGGUCCUUACAACAACAAGACAACACAUGACGCUAACAGGUCUCAUGAAGAUUGUAACAGAAACCCGCUCUGGAAGCAACGCACCAGACCCCAGAGAGAAAAGAGACGAUUUAGUGAGACACGUUUUCAUGGCACCUCCACUCAGGGAAGCGAAGCAACACCAAUGAGGCAAUGUUGAAUUGCGUAUCCAGUUGAGAACAAUAAAGGUUACAUGAGUUUGUGACACCACAACCUGCAAGUGGUGAAAGAAUCUGGCAGUCAUCGAUCCCCAGAUGAUAUUUACAGAUCAACAAUCAAGCGUCUACUUCAACAGGAUUCUUCCGCCAGGACACAACCAUCCGGAGGCUGAAAGACUUCAGUUUAACAGCUGGUCAAGAAAAUGCUCCUCCGGCAGUUAGAUUUGCUACUUAGCUUAGCACCUCAUUGACUUAUCUCAACUUUAGCUUAGCACCUCAUUGACUUAUCUCAACUUUAGCUUAGCACCUCAUUGACUUAUCUCAACUUUAGCUUAGCACCUCAUUGGCUUAUCUCAACUUAACUUUUGCACCUCAUUGGCUUAUCUCAACUUUAGCUUAGCACUUCAUUGGCUUAUCUCAACUUUAGCUUAGCACCUCAUUGGCUUUUCUCAACUUUAGCUUAGCACCUCAUUGGCUUAUCUCAACUUUAGCUUAGCAGUUCAUUAGUUUAUCUCAACUUUAGCUUAGCACCUCAUUGGCUUUUCUCAACUUUAGCUUAGCACCUCAUUGGCUUAUCUCAACUUUAGCUUAGCAGUUCAUUAGUUUAUCUCAACUUUAGCUUAGCACCUCAUUGGCUUUUCUCAACUUUAGCUUAGGACCUCAUUGGCUUAUCUCAACUUUAGCUUAGCACUUCAUUAGCUUAUCUCAACUUUAGCUUAGCACUUCAUUAGCUUAUCUAAACUUUAGCUUAGCACUUCAUUAGCUUAUCUCAACUUUAGCAUUCUGCAUUGGCAUUUUCUAAAGCAUUGUUUUGAUUGUGUUGUUUGUCGAUGAAUUAAAAUAACUUGCUGCCA